Messenger RNA from Miscanthus lutarioriparius, 1395 nucleotides. The record is from the annotation of a GenBank genome assembly. Lineage: Eukaryota; Viridiplantae; Streptophyta; Magnoliopsida; Poales; Poaceae.
AUGGAUCGAUGGGGCACCGUGGGAGCUAGGAGGUCAGCAUGGCUGGGAGGAAAGAGACAACCAACUCACCUCUGUGUCUUAACCCUUAGCGCUCGAACUGCAUCAACACCACGAGGAAGUCACUGCAUCGAACUCCAUGGAUUGGACGUCGGCACUGCGGUUGCCAGCAAUGAGGAAGGCAUUGGGCAGCGUCAGGCGAGGAUGGUGGGGUGGCGUCGUGGGGAAGAGAGCGGCGUCGCGCGGAGGACGGCAAGGCGAUGUGGCACGGACCACGGUGGGGCGACGUGGCUCGGAGGACAGUGGGGCGGCGUCGGAGGGAAGAGGAGCAGAGGCGCCGUCGCCCGUCGCGCGGAGUGGCGAAGGAUCGAUCUAGGGAUUGGAAUAGUCCCCACCUCUAGCCUACCUAAGGUGGCCCUCAGCGUUGGCCGCGACGGUGAGGCUCGCAUCGUGGUCCACGGGGCCGGGGACAUCCUGAAGGUCUUUGUGAGGAUACGUGGCGGCGGCGAGGAGUGGGCGCUGGAGAAGACCGUACAGCUAUCAGUGGCAAUGCUCGGCCUGAAGGGGCAUCGAUGGAUAAGUUUGGCUUGCGAGCGGCCUGUGGUGGCGGCCACGGACCACGGUGCACCUCCGGGUGCCGCCGGCGCCAGGGACCAUGGCGGAGUUCCGUUUGGGCAUGGACACAAUGGCGGUGGAGCUCCUGCCCUGGCCUCCGGUGGGUUACGGGAACCUCGUAUCCAUCUGGUCCUGCUCCUCGUUCCCAACACUGGCACUUUCGUCCUCCUCCUCGUGCUCGCCUCCGGAAGGUCCGCACUACAACCUAAGGCCCAGAAGACCGAUGCUUCCAAAGAAGGCAAGUUCACAUGCGUUUACAUUCCGCAUCUUGUCGAGGAGAGCAGGUGCAGCCAGGUGGUACACUACAAAUUAGAGCUGUUGGAGGAGACCCUUUUCCUAACUGUGAACAUCAUAGAUAGAUUCUUGGCACAUGAAACUGUGGUGCAGAAGAAGCUUAAGUUAGUUGGUGUAACUGCUAUGUUGCUCGCGUGCAAGUAUGAAGAAGUGAGCGUACCGGUGGUCGAGGAUCUGAUCUUAAUCUGUGAUCGCGCCUACACAAGGGCUGGUAUUCUUGAAAUGGAGAGGAGGAUCGUGAACACACAUAAUUUCAAUAUGUCGGUGCCGACUCCAUACUGUUUCAUGAGAAGGUUUCUAAAGGCAGCACAAUCUGAGAAGAAGCUCGAACUCCUGUCUUUCUUCAUGAUCGAGCUGAGUCUUGUCGAAUAUGAGAUGCUCCAGUUCUGCCCGUCUAUGCUAGCAGCUGCUGCCAUCUACACAGCUCAAUGCACCAUGCUUGCUUGGUCUUUUUGUGAUAUAGAUAUAUGUUUUGUUGUCAUAAUAUGA